AUAUUUUUUGAAAUGCUGCUUUUGAAGAUACUCCUCAUUUUAUUUUGGAUCGCGAAGAAAGGUAUACUAGGCUUUCUACUUUGUGUUCAAUAUAAACUGCUGUGUUUGAAGGUGAUCAGGACGUAUAUGUUUCUUAUUAUGACAAAAAAUUCAAAAUCUACCCAAAUAUGUUAUCACUGAUAAAACCUUUCAAUGUUCCGCCACUAGAACAAAAUUGUAGUCUUUGGAGAACACUGUGAGAGAUUUUGUAGAAGUUGGUAGAGAUCGCUAACUCUUAACUUGCCGAUGUCAAGAACUGACAAUCGACAAAGAGUGAUUUAGAAACUGGCCGUACAUGUCUCUCAUGUUUUUCACCUGCACCAUGCACAUUUUUAGGGCAACGGCUAAUACACGAAGACUAAAACCAAUGCUUUUAGUAUGUGUUAGCGUAGAUAUCGGGUAAUAAUAUACUCGGCAUAUUGGAGGAGAACUGACCUGAUAUAACAUUUUGCAGUUAAAGAAACUCAUGCCCAUUGUCAUUACACGUAAUUUACAGUCCCGCUCAGGUUAAUGAAAGCGAAGGGUACUUCUUGACGACUCAAAACUGUUCUAAAUGUAAGUAGUUGGCAGGUUUUUUAUAUGGACGAGAGCUUGAUAUGCGCGAAAAUAACACUUCCAAAUUACCUGAAUGUCUAUCCCGUUAGAGGUAGUCUUUCAGUUUGUAGUAAAUUAAUUUCGAGUCAUUUUUUUUCAGAUUGCUUAUUUGUAGCCGAUAUUUCCUUUUCAGAAUGUUGUCGUAUCAAGGAGUUUUCAGCAUCCAUUACAGGAAAAUAUUAUUUAUUUAUGGUAGAUAUUUCCUUUUCAGAAUGUUGUCGUAUCAAGGAGUUUUCAGCACCUAUUACAGGAAAAGUUUUGGCCGAUCACGUUAUCAAGACUUUAGAUGUGGCGCAAGAAGAAACGUGCAAGAUUCACUGCUACCUGAGCGACAUCUGCCAAUCAAUUAACAUAAGCCCUCGGCUUGACAGCGGCGUGUGGAGGUGCGAAUUGAGCGAUACAGACGAAAAACAAAAUCCAGAGAGUUUCAUGGAAGCUGACGGCCACAAAUAUUACGCGACGAAGAAUCCCUGCAGAAGUUCUCCAUGUGUAAAGAAUUCAACAUGUAGACCGAAUUUCCUAGAUGAUGACAGCUUCCAAUGCAUCUGUCCGUCAGGCUUUACCGGAGACGAAUGUAGCACAGAUGUGGAUGAAUGUACUACUGGUUCUCAUAACUGUUCAGCUGAUGAAUCCUGUGUUAAUAACGUAGGAUCAUUCACUUGCUGCAGCAAAGCCAAUGGAAAUAGUACAACAUCAAUAAUAAGAUAUAAAGGUUAUAAUCCAGACCACCCAGCCUGUUCGUGUGCAGAUGUCUUAAUUAACACACCAGAGUCUAGAAGUGGCGCUUACUAUCUCAAAACCGACGAGGGAGUGGUAGCUCACACUUAUUGCCACAUGGAGGACAUAGUUGAAUGCGGUGGAGGUGGCUGGACUCUAGUUAUGAAGAUUGAUGGUGAAAAGACUACAUUUUCCUAUCACGCAGACCUUUGGAGCAACAAGACAGCUUACAGUCAAGCCUCUGGUAAAACUGGGCUUGAUCUUGAAGAGACAAAGAUGCCCAGCUACUGGAGUAAUCCUUUUAACAAAAUUUGCCUUGGAAUGAGGGUUGGCGGGGAGACAAAAUGGGUAUCUAUUGAUAAGCAGGCAAUCUCUUUAUACUCCCUUCUGGCAGACAACAGGUACAAAGGAACAACCAUUGGCAGAGACAAGUGGAAAUCGCUUUUGAGUGAAUCUUCACUCCAACCAAAUUGCAACAUGGAAGGAUUUAAUGUAAUGUCGCCAACUGGGACAUCCGACGCUGCCAUUACCAGAAUUGGAAUUAUAAGUAACAACGAAGGAGAUUGCACUUCUUGUAAUUCACGAAUUGGAUUUGGUUCCGCCGGCUCUAGAUGGCAAGAUGGUCGCAACUCCUGUGGAAAUGAAGCAGCGGCGUACAACUCAGACAAUGGAGAGAAACAUAUCAAAGCAAACUGCUACAUUCUUGUUCAGUGAAUCCUGGAUUCCAGUCAUCGAUCAGUGCAUUGUACCUCGAAGAACACUUUAUUGCAUCAGUAGUGUUAACACUUAACGUGCCGUUUUCACACUAAGCUUAUGCGUGUGAAACUGCGCUAAAAAAUCACAGCCAUCUUGUUCUCGACGUGCAACGGAUUAUGCCUCGCGUCCAAAAGCCAAACACUGUACAUUUCGCUAAAGACAGUAGCGCUCUGGAGAUGAUUACCAGUAAAAGAGCGAAAAACACGUUGCAUUGCAUUUGCACUCUACUUUAUUUCCUUCAGUCCAUCUUUAUGUAGACAUGAUUAAUUGAUCAUCGCAGUUAUGCAUUCAACUUAAGCAGUUGUGAAAUUAAUUAAAGCC
Orbicella faveolata is the source of this 2427-nucleotide messenger RNA. RefSeq lists its product as uncharacterized. Lineage: Eukaryota; Metazoa; Cnidaria; Anthozoa; Scleractinia; Merulinidae. Gene Ontology annotation, molecular function: calcium ion binding. The record is from RefSeq and is a predicted model, not a curated record.